ACGCUGGAGGCGCACAGCAAUGGUUUCCGUUUCACUUCUAUACGUGGCGAUAAGGUGGACAUUUUGUACAACAACAUCAAGCACGCCUUCUACCAGCCAUGCGAUGGUGAAAUGAUCAUCCUACUGCAUUUCAACCUCAAGAAUGCCAUCAUGUAUGGGAAGAAAAAGCAGGAUAACAUCCAAUUCUACACCGAGGUGGGCGAACUGACCACGGAUUUGGGCAAAAGUCACGGUCGAAUGUAUGAUCGUGACGAUUUGGAGGCGGAGCAGAGGGAGAGAGAGAUGCGAGAGCAAAUUAAAACCGCCUUCAAGACUUUUGUGGAGCGAGUGGAAAACCUGGCCAGGCGCUAUAAUCUGGAGUUCGAAGUGCCCUUUCGUGAUCUCGGCUUCUACGGUUGCCCACUAAGAACUACUGUCUUCAUGAUGCCAACGAGUAGCUGUCUGGUUAGCCUCAGCGAAUGGCCGCCCUUUGUAAUCACUUUGGAGGAGGUGGAACUGGUGAUGUUUGAACGUGUCUCCCUCUCUAUCAAGACCUUUGACAUGAUAUUUGUAUUCAAGGAUUACCGUAUCAAGCCCGCCAUGAUCACCUCGAUCCCCAGCAACUCACUGGAUCAUGUGAAGGAAUGGAUUCUGUGA
Messenger RNA from Hydatigera taeniaeformis, 636 nucleotides. The record is from the annotation of a GenBank genome assembly. Lineage: Eukaryota; Metazoa; Platyhelminthes; Cestoda; Cyclophyllidea; Taeniidae.